UAUAAUCUCAACUGUCAUUUAAGGCGCACCAUCUUGCCUUGCAAAACAAGCUUGCUCUUCGGGCUCUCCCAUUAAGAGAUUUUGGUUCUGGUUUUCAAUGGAAAUUUUCGUUUUACAUAUAGUAAAACGAAAAUGUUCUAAUUCAGUUAUCAUCCGUGGUUAAAAUAGUGAAAUAAUAAUGUGGAAAUUUGUGUCGCGACGUCUUUCUGUCACAUGCGAGCGAGGCUUUAACCAAUUUGAAAACCGUAGUCCUGGUAUUGUGAACCAGGGAACUGGACCAGAAGAGAAAAACAAUAGUUCGAGAUCACCAUGCCGUUGGUUUGCUUCAAAAAGAUUCCAUAAGGAUUCACAUAAAACAGAUAACGCUAAUCACUGGACAUGUAGAUCUGGUCGUUUCGGUGAAAAGCUUGGUAGUACUUCUGAAGGAACAGAAUCCCAAGAGAUAAACAAGAGGUCGGGUCCGCCGUGCCGCUGGUUCUCAUCGCGUAGAUGUUGGGAUUCCUUUAAAACUGACAAUAAUGACACUAAUCAGAAGAAAUUUAAUUUCGACUAUUUGAAUCGAAAUUGGCUUGGUGCCAUAACUUGGAGUGGAGUUCUAGUCAUUGGUUGGUACACCAGUCAGCUGGCUCAUUUGAAAUUGAAGUAUCGCUCGAAGCAAUAUCAAGAACAGUGUAAAUCUUUUAAUAACAUUGUCAAAACAUUGCAUCCUUAUAUUUUAAAUCUUAAACAAUAUUCACCACCAUUGACCUCAUCACCAAAUAUAGAUCAUGUUCUGCGUAACUUGGACCCAAAGGUGGAAUUUGUAUCAAAUGACAACAAAGAAGUAACUACAAGUGCAAAUAAAAGUGAUUAUGGGAGUCAGUCCACUAGUUCCAAUGAUGAAUUUCAAGAUACAUUGAACUACAUUGAGAACAAACUUGGCUGGGCUGCCAUCCAGAAUGGGCAGCUGAAAGAUGGAUUACAACUUCUCAGAUCUGCUGCAAACAGAAAUCAUGCCCCAGCUCUAUAUAACUUGGGUCUAUGUUAUGAAAUGGGAAUUGGACUGGAUGUUAAUGAGAAUAAGGCAAUGGAGUUUUAUCGUUUAGCAGCCACCCUUCAACAUCCUGAUGCAUUGUACAACCUGAGUGUCUAUUAUGCUCAAGGUCGAGGAGGGUUAACUAAAAAUAAAGGUACUGCAACCAGACUGUUGCGGCUGGCUGCAGUGCAAGGCCACCAAAUUGCCAAGGAUGCUUUGGUUUUCUUGGAAGAGGAUGAAACUGACAAUGAAAAAGAAACAGAAUUAAAUUCUUGGAGCUACCAAUGUUCUCCUUUUACCCAAAAUGGUGUAGGACCACCAACUCUCACAUCUCUAUUUGUACAGAAUGUGAAUUAUGUACAAUCACAUUAAUAUAAUGAAGCUGUUUGUUACAUACUGUAUGUAAUUUGGUGAUGGUUUUACUUUAUAUUAUUUUAUUAUAUAACAUUUUUCUUAAAUCCCUGUUUAUUGUUUGUAGUCAUAUUUUAAGAUCAGUCUAUAAAAUGCAUAUAGCAUUAUAAGAAUAAGAUUAUUAUAAUAUUGAUUUCGGCAAAUAGUGAAACCCAACCAAAUGACAACCACAGUUAUAUUCUUAUGGGACUUAUGGUUAAUUUAAUGUGAUAUUUAUUAUAUAUGUAUUGUAUAUGUUUCUGUUGUAAAAACUUCAGUCUUGAUAUUUUAUGUGUGCUACGUCUUUUUGUUUGGUGAUAUAGUACAUUUAUGUGUAAAAUCUCACUAACCUUGCAGAUGUGCUCUAAAGUAGUUACAGUAUAAGUAGGGCAGAGUCCCACAGUGUAGUUUACAUGGAAUAGAAUUCCAUGUAUAAUAGUUUGCUAAGUAUUAAACAACUAUGAUGACUUGUUUCAGACAAUUUAAUAGUGUGAUAAUUUUUAAGUAAGUGAAACCAAUAAACAUUUGUCUUGUAA
Plodia interpunctella (Indianmeal moth) is the source of this 1941-nucleotide messenger RNA. RefSeq lists its product as uncharacterized. Bases 179 to 1387 code for a protein of 402 amino acids. The transcript is spliced from 4 exons. Gene Ontology annotation, molecular function: protein binding. NCBI's taxonomy places the organism in Eukaryota, Metazoa, Arthropoda, Insecta, Lepidoptera, Pyralidae. The record is from RefSeq and is a predicted model, not a curated record.